Messenger RNA from Prosopis cineraria, 814 nucleotides. RefSeq lists its product as uncharacterized. The coding region runs from base 95 to 475 and encodes 126 amino acids. The transcript is spliced from 5 exons. NCBI's taxonomy places the organism in Eukaryota, Viridiplantae, Streptophyta, Magnoliopsida, Fabales, Fabaceae. The record is from RefSeq and is a predicted model, not a curated record.
GAGUCCACUAAAUCCUACCCGAAACUAGUGUAACGAAAGGGAGACAUUGAGUUUGAGGGUUCUGGUCUGCCUCUGAUCUUCAGAGCGCACGGCCAUGGCAGGCUCCGUUACGAAUAGCAAGGGUUCCCCUUUUUCCAGUCAUAAAAAUAUUCGAUGCCAUCACUGUGCAGGGCCUCUCUUGAAAGAGAUGAUUGGCUCAGCGGUUGGCGGCACAGCAAGUGCAUUUUAUGGAUUUAACCACGUUGUACCUGUUGUUCGAACAUGGGUAAAAGGACUCAUGUGGUUGCAUUUUCUCAUUGGUACACCACCUGUGAUUGUAUUCUCUUCAGCCUGUGCAGGUCUGACAGGUGGGGCUGUUCCUGCUGUAGCACAGCUCAUUUCAUCGUCUUAUCAUGCAGCAUGGUCAUCCCGUACUCUACCUCCGCCUGCAAACGAUGAGAAGAUCCACAAGUCUAGAACUUCCGCCACUCUUUAAUUUAGCAUAUACAACGGUUUUCUUCCCCCAGGCAGGCAUACACACUGGUUGAACAGAGAAACUUUGUUUUCCUCUUAUAAAUGACGCCCUUCAGUUUUGUCCAGUUCUCCACGAUGCAACACUCAUGUGAGGUGUGAACCUUGUAUUGAGAUCACAGCGGCAUAUCUUCUGUGAUUCAUAAGUUUUGUUUAAUUUUUUUGGGUUAAAAUUCUUUCUAACAGCUUUAUGUGAAAUUCGGCCUAUUAUUUAUACCUUUUUAACAGCUAACUAGACUGUACUGGUGUAUUGUCGAGAACAGUGCUUCCACUCGAAAAUGAUUAUGAUAUUUCAAUUUCAAUA